Messenger RNA from Parasteatoda tepidariorum (common house spider), 1648 nucleotides. Its product is annotated as sodium/hydrogen exchanger 9B2-like. The record is from RefSeq and is a predicted model, not a curated record. NCBI's taxonomy places the organism in Eukaryota, Metazoa, Arthropoda, Arachnida, Araneae, Theridiidae. Gene Ontology annotation, molecular function: antiporter activity. Gene Ontology annotation, biological process: proton transmembrane transport. Gene Ontology annotation, cellular component: membrane.
GAUGCGUCUAUUAUUCAUUCAAGCCUCAAAAGAAUUUUUAUAAAUAUUAUUGCAUGAACUAUAAUGCCGUCAUAUUAAAAAGAGUUUUCACAAGUGCUGCUAAACUAAAACCUAUUACCUUUGUGACACAAACAAGGGGGAAAUGGAAGUUUCGCUGAUUCAAAGCAGUGCUCACAUUUUACCGCCAAGAGUUCAUACUACAGUUGAAGUACAAAUGAAAAAGAAAUGGUGGCAGGUAAUUACAGCUUACAUCCUGCCUAAUCGACGGCAAAUUAAUCGUUAUAUCACACAAAUGUUUUGCGUCCUAUUUCUGUAUGCCAUAUCUUAUGGCAUGCUUGGGGAUGAUGCUUUGCCAGGCAGUGCAAUAUUUGCUCUUUUUGUUAUUGUAAUUGCUGCUUUUUUGGGAGGAAAAUGUAUCGGUCUGCUCAAAAUGCCACCACUAGUGGGCAUGCUGAUUGUAGGAUUUCUUUUCAGAAACAUCAGAGAAAUUCCUUUUUAUCAUCACAUUCCAAAGAAAGUUACUACUGAUUUACGAGAAAUAGCUCUCUCCAUUAUUUUAUUAAGAGCUGGUAUAAGUCUUGAUGGUAAAGCAUUGAAAAAGUUAAAACUAGCUGUACUGAGACUGGCUAUUUGUCCACAAUUCACUGAAGUAUUAAGCCUGGGUAUUCUUGGUCAUUUUCUGUUAGGACUUCCUUUUAUCUUCUCUUUCAUGUUAGGAUUUAUUAUCUCUAAUAUUUCUCCUGAAAUAGUAUUGCCGCCUUUACUAGAAUAUGAAAGACAAGGAUACGGAGUUAAAAAGGGAAUUCCUGCUUUGGUAAUUGGAGCUACUUCGCUAGAUGACGUUGUGGCAAUCACAGGCUUCACUGUUUGUUUCAGUGUAGCUGUCUCAACCAAAGACUUAUUCUGUUCUAUAAUCAAAGCCAUUUUAGAGCCAAUAAUAGGACUUGCAUUAGCAGUAAUUUUUGGAAUUUUAUUUUGGUAUUUUCCAAAGACAUACAAUAAAAGAAAAAUUAAAGUUUAUUACAAUGUUCUAAUGGUAGUAUUGGGAUCUAUUGGUGUAAUGUUUUUGAGCCAAAGAGUUAAAUUUGCUGGCUCUGGACCUCUCGCGUGUAUCACUCUUGGAUUCAUUGCUUGCAUUGAAUGGAGAAAAGACCCCCAGCAAUUUGAAGGUGUAUAUAAUAGCACUCUUCUCUUAUGGGAAAUUGUUGAACCACUUCUGUUUUCUCUAAUCGGAGCAGAAAUUACCGUUGAGAUAUUACAUUCUAAUGCAGGGUGGACUAUAUUAUCUCUGAUUUUGUCUCUCUUUUUCCGCACAAUUAUGACAUACUUUGCUACAUUUGGCUGCAAUUUAAACUACAAAGAAAAAUUGUUUAUCUGCUGUUCCUACCUGCCAAAAGCUUCCGUACAAGCUGCUAUAGGAUCUCUAGCUUUGGAUUACGCGAGAGGACAUGAUUAUUCAGAGGAGUUCGUUCAAUUUGGCCUUAUAGUAUUGAAUGUCUGCGUUUUGUCUCUGCUAUUGACUGCACCAUUGGCUGCUAUACUCAUUCAUUUUAUGGGACCUAUUUUAUUAACCAAGGAUAGAGAAUCCUUACAUCGAUUUGCUUUUGAAUCAUCAGAGUUAUCUAGAGAAGAAGAAGAAAUAAUUGAU